UAUGGAUUAGGUGUAAGUUGGUAGUCAUGAUAAUUAGGAAUAUUUUGAAAGCACAAUGUUUUGUUGGUUACCCUGGAGAAAAAUAUUAAAAAAAGAAGAAAUUUAUGAAAUGCCCUAUGAUUCAGACCAAAUUAGACAGGUAAAACAAGAAGAAAAUGAAAAAAGUGCCUUUAAGGUUAAGUAAGUCAAGUGAAGUAAGUGAGAAGUUUUGCCGGAUUAGAACAGUCCAUCUGAAUCGAUUAAAUUAUAAACCAAUCGAACGUUAAACAUGUCUGAAAAAAGAAAAAGAUGUGCCAACUUUUCGUUGAAUGAAAAAAUAAUGUGUUUGAACGUUAUUAAAAAAUACAAACACAUUAUUGAAAGUAAAGAAACGGGUGCUCUGAGUUGGAAAGAGAAAGAACACACCUGGAAAAUGAUCGAGAGAGAGUUUAAUGCACAUUCUGAUACUUAUAGAUCUCUCGAUGUUAUAAAACGGUUUUAUACCAAUAAAAAAAAGGAUACUCGAAAAUGUGCAGCUAAUAAUAGAGCUGAAUAUUUUGGAACUGGGGGAGGAGCACCAAUACCAGCUACUAUUGUUAAAGACCCAACAUUUGAAUUAACAUUGGAUAUUUUAAAUAAGAAGACUGUGGUAGGGUUGGAAAAUAAAUUUGAUAGUGAUAUGAUGAAUGAACACCCACAACAAAACAAAUUUGAGUUUAUUUAUGAUAAACCCGAUGAACCACAGAAAGAGAUUGACAGCGACGUAGAAAUAGAUAACCAAGACACAUACGAGGAUAAUAAUAAAGAAAAUACUAAUACUCAUGACUGGACAACAUAUACGGCAAAACAGUUACAAACUCCUAUUACUGUGGAAUUGAAAGCCCCAAAUAAUACACCGAACAAAAAAUGGACCAGGAGAAGGCGGCCAGAAAUUUGCAGCACUACUAACGUAGCAGUCCGAUAUGAAGAAGUGGCUAGUGUAAAAAAAAAUGUUAUGGAGGCACAAUUGGAAAUAUUAGAAUUUCAAAAAAAAGAAAUGAAAGAUAAGGCCGAAUGGGAGAAGAGACAAAGAGAACGCCAUGAAAGAGAAGAAAUUGAGGAGUUCGAAUUAAAAAAGAAAGCUCUUCAGCUAGAUGUCCAUAUUAAACAAGCACAGCUUAAUGCUUUAAAUAGUAUGACAUCUUAACAUUUUUG
Psylliodes chrysocephalus is the source of this 1173-nucleotide messenger RNA. NCBI's taxonomy places the organism in Eukaryota, Metazoa, Arthropoda, Insecta, Coleoptera, Chrysomelidae. The record is from the annotation of a GenBank genome assembly.